Messenger RNA from Phascolarctos cinereus (koala), 12288 nucleotides. Lineage: Eukaryota; Metazoa; Chordata; Mammalia; Diprotodontia; Phascolarctidae. The record is from RefSeq and is a predicted model, not a curated record.
AUGUCUUUCACCACGGCAAGGCUGGCAUCAAGAUCCAGAAUAUGUACAUCGAGCUGGGAUGGUACCCACCUGCUGAAGCUGCUUGAGCUCAUCUCUGGGGAGGUGCUGCCCCCGCCCAACCGGGGACGAAUGCGAGUGCAUUUCCUGGAAAACAACAGCCGGGCUCUAGCCUUUGUGAGGUCCAAGGUGCCAGUGCCCCUAAUUGGUCCAGAGAACAUUGUAGAUGGGGACCAGACACUCAUCCUUGGACUCAUCUGGGUCAUCAUCUUGCGUUUCCAGAUCUCUCAUAUUUCCCUGGACAAGGAGGAAUUUGGGCCCAGUGCCACUCAGCUGUCUGCUAAGGAGGCGUUGCUGGUCUGGUGCCAGCGGAAGACAGCUGGCUAUCCCAACGUGAACAUCACGGACUUCUCUCGUAGCUGGAGCGACGGGCUAGGCUUUAAUGCCCUCAUCCACGCCCACAGGCCUGACCUGAUCAGGUACAGCUCCCUGCGGCCAGAGCACCCCCUGCACAACCUGGAGAAUGCUUUUGAAGUGGCUCACAGAGAUCUGGGCAUCUCCAGGCUGCUUGACCCCGUGGACGUCGCUGUCCCACAGCCUGAGGAGCGCUCCAUCAUGACCUAUAUCUCUUUCUACUAUCACUACUUCUCCCACCUACACCAGGGACAGACGGUCCAGAAGAGAUUGGCCAAGAUCCUGCAGCAGCUGCAAGAGACAGCCAAGUUGCAGGCUCAGUAUGAGCAGCUAGUGUCCGACCUGCUGGGCUGGAUCACCGAGCGGGCGGCCCAGCUGGAGGAGCGACGUUUCCCAGACACCCUCCCAGCCAUGCGUCAGCUGCUGGCCGCCUUUGCCGCCUUCCGCAAGGAGGAGAAGCCCCCUCGGCUAGAGCAGCGAGGGGCGGCCGAAGCGCUGCUGUUCCGCCUGAGCACUGCCCUCCGCGCCCAGAACCGCCGGCCUUUCCUGCCCCGCGAGGGCCUGGGGCCGGGGGAGCUGGGCAGGCGCUGGGAAGGGCUGGAGAGGGCCGAGGCCUGUCGGGAGCAAGCGCUGCAGCAGCAGCUGCUGAGGCUGGAGAGGCUGGAGACGCUGGCCCGACGCUUCCAGCGCAAGGCGGCCCUCCGGGAGAGCUUCCUGGUGGACGUGGAGCAGGUGCUGAGCCGGCUGGGCACCCCCGUGCCCAGCUCUGCCCUGCUGAGCGCCGCCGUCCAGAAGCUGGGGUCGCUGGAGGCAGAUGUGCUGCCCCAGGAGGGCCGCUUCCAGGCCUUGGCUGAGAUAGCCUCCUUCCUGGAGCAGGAGCGUUACCAUGGCUGGGCGGAGGUGGCCCGAAGGCAGAAGGAGAUCUCUCAGCGCUGGGAGCGGCUCCUCGGAGGGCUUCAUGAAAGGAGGGAACAUCUGGCAAGCUGUCGGGUGGCAUUGGGGCUGCUUCAAGAAGUUGACGCUGCUGAUGAAGAGCUGAAGGAACUACAGGUGCUGGCAAGUUCUUCCAUCUGUGGGCAGCAUCUGGCAGAGGUGGUAGAGCUUCUGCAGAGACACGAGCUGCUGGAGGCCCGAGUCUCCUCCCACAGUGCUCCUGUGAGCCACCUUAUCCAAAGGACCACAGAGCUGAGCGCCGUUACAGGCACCCAUCUGGACGGGCUGCAGAUCCGAGCCUGGGGCUUGUCACAGGUCUACCAGAGCUUGAUGGUACUCGUCAGAGCCCGGCGGGCUCUGCUGGAGCAGGCUCUACAGCAGGCUGAGUUCCUGAACAGCUGUGAGGAAGAGGAAUCCUGGCUCCGAGAGAGGUUACAGCUAACUCAGGCGGCUUCCUUGGGCUGGGACCUGGGCCACAUCACAGCAACUCUGUGGAAAUACAAGGCCCUGGAGACUGAAGUCAGCUCCCACCAAGCGGUGUGCAUGGAAAUCACCAGGAAGGCUAAGGAGCUGAGCCCCCAGGGCCACCCAGGCCAGCCAGACCCACGGGAUCGGGCAGAGGCCAUCCAUGGUCAAUGGCGGCAUCUCCGAGACAAGAUGGCAAAGCUCCUGGCCCGUCUGCAGGCCGCUCUGCUCAUCAAGCAGUAUUUUGCAGAUGUGGGCGAGGUAGAAUCGUGGCUGCAGGAGCAGCAGUCCCUGUUGGCCAGUGAGGACUGCGGGAAGGACGGGGCUGGCGUGGCGGUCCUGCUCCAGCGUCACCAGCGACUGGAGAGAGAAGUGUGGGCCUGUGGGCUGGAGGUGAGACGGCUGGAGGAGAAAGCGCAGACUGCGGCCACCCAGGCCCCACUCAUGGUGGAGAACCAGGAAGACUGGAGUCAGAUGGAUGGUGAUGGAGCUAGGAGGUCCCAGGGCUGGCUACAGAACUCAGCAGCCUCAGCAGUGGCUAGCCAUCAGCUCUGGGUCAGGAUGCGUUUCACAUACAGAGGGGAGAACCUCACCUGGAUCCGGGGAGAAAUCCUGGAGCUGGUUGCCAAGACGAGUCCUUCCACCUGGAGGCUGAAGGACCUGGAAGGUUGCCAGGCAGAAGUGCCAAUAAGCUACGUCACCGAGCUUGAACCUCCCCAGGUGGCAUCACUGAUGAACCCCUUAUGUGAAAGACCAAAGAACCAGGGAACCAGGCAGAUGCCCGCAUGGAGAUCUGUCUGCUGGGGUACCCAGGAGAUCACUAGCCCAUUGGAGCUAGAUAUUCAUUUUUACCCUGAAACAAUCCACAAGACCCAGGACCACCUGAACCAGGAGUACCAGGGCGUACAGGCCUUGGCACAGCAUCGCAGGACCCAGCUAGAAGAAAUGUCCACCUUGUUCUGCUUCUAUGACUCUUGUGGAGAACUCCAGUCCUGGCUAGACGACCAGACAGUGUUGUUCCAGACCCUGAACCCCCAGGCUGAGAACGUGGAGGUCGACAGGAAUAAAUUUGAGAAUUUCCUCACUGCUCUGGCUGUGGGGAAAGGACACUUGGCAGAGAUCAGCAGUUCAGCAGAAAAACUGAGGCAGAGAAUUCCUGAUCACACAGCCAAGAUCCAGCAGUGGCAACAGGAACUGGGCGGGAGAUGGGAGCAGCUGGAGGCACUGAAGGAGGAGAAGGGAUCACAUCUGGCAAGCAUGGCAGAUGUGCACAGCUUCCUGCAGGAGUGUGGACCCACCCAGAACCAGCUUCAGGAUAUUAUGGUGAAGCUAGAAUCUAUGAGGCCAGUGGACUCCGUGGGCAGCUGUCGACGUUCCCUGCAGUCAACCCAGCAUGAGAUCUUGGUGCUGGAGCGCAAAAUCUGCUACCUCGUCAGUGUGGUGACCAGGAUUGAAGAGACAAGUCCUAUGGAGAGCCCAAUACUGCGGGAACGAGUAGAGACCCUACAGGCCCUGCUAAAGCAAGUGCAGGAGCGAGCUGCCCAGAUGGCUCAGGCCCAGGCCCAGGCCCAGGCAGGGCACAGCUUCCUGAGGGAGAGUCGGCAGCUGCUGCUAUGGGCAGAGGGCAUGAAGUCCCAGCUAGAUGGCAAGGAGAUGGGAGUGGACGUGGCCUCGGCCAAGCACCUUCUGGAGGAGCACAGAGGCCUGCUGGAAGAGAUCCAUGUCCAGCAAGAGAGGAUGAGACAGCUGGAGGCUCAAGGCCAGCAGCUAGCCAGCUUGGAAGCCCAGGAUUCCCAAGCGGUGGCCAAUGCACUGAAGCAGCUGGGUCAGCAGGCCCGUGGAGUGGACGCGGCAUGGGAGCGGUGCCAUCGGCGGCUGCAGCAGGGGCUGGAGCUACAGAUGUUUGUUCGGGAAGCCGACGGCUUCAGUGCUACCUGUGCCAACCAUGAAGCAUUCCUUCGACUGGACAGCCUUGGGGAGGAUGUAGGAGAUGUGCAGAAUUUGUUGCAACGACACCGGGAAUUUGACCAUCUGCUAGAGACACUGGGUCCACGCGCGGAGAGCCUGAGGUCCCACGGGGAGAGGCUGACAGAGAGCCAACAUUUUGCUACCCACAUGAUCAGAGAAAGGAUAGCAAAUAGCCAGGAUCGAUGGACCAAACUCCAAGAGAUGAGUAAACAAAGGAAGAAGCAGCUGCUGACUUCCCUCCAGUUACAGGAAUGGAGCCAGGAUGUGGCCGAGAUGAUGCUGUGGAUGGAGGAGAAAUAUUUGAUCGCUGCAGAUGAAUCAUACCGAGAGCCUGGCAUUGUUCUCCGCAAACUCAAAAGACAUGAGGCGGCUGAGAGUGAGGUCCUGGCAAACCAGCCAAGGGUUGAGCAGCUACGGCAGCUUGGAAACAAGCUUCUAGAUACCAAGCAUGAUGCCCUGGUUGACAUUCAAGCAAAGCUACGGACCCUGGAGAAAAAAUGGGAGGAGCUGAAUCACAAAAUGGCAGAACAUGGAGAUAAGCUGCGACAGGCAGGACAACAGGAGCAGCUCAUGGAGCUGCUGCAGGAAGCCAAAGAUAAAAUGGAGCAGAUGGAAUGGGGGCUGCAGAGCGCAGAGACUGGUGAAGACCUCCGCUCCAGCCGAGAGCUACAAAUGAAGCACAAGAGAUUGGAAAGUGAGAGCCAAGAGCUGGCAGAUAAGAUGAGCACCAUUGUUACCCGGGCCCGAAGUGUUGCCACCAAUCACUUUGACUCCCAGACCAUCCUGGAUGAGACACAGAAAUAUCUCCAAAGGUUUCAGGCUCUUCAGGGGCCGCUGGCAGCACGCGGGCAGCAGCUGCAGGCUUCGGUGGAGCUUCAUCAAUUCUACCACCUGCAAGGUCUGGAAAUCAGCUGGGUGAAGGAGCGCAUGCCCGGUGCCAGCUCUGCCACCUGCGGCAGGUCCCUGGAUGCAGCCCAGAGGCUUCUGUACAAGCACAAGGAGCUUCAGGCAGAGGUGAAGGCUCACCAGGUCCAAAUGCAGAAGGUGCUGGGAUCUGGGCAGAGCAUGGCAGCCUGCGGGCACCCUUCUGCACAGGACAUCACGGAACGGUGCCAGAAGCUGGAGAGUUGCUGGCUAGAGCUAAACGAGGCCUGCGAGGGGCGGGCCAGGCGGCUACAGCGCUCUAUUGCCUUCCAUCAGUACUUGCUCGACGUAUCAGACUUGGAAGGCUGGUUGGGCGAGAAGCGGCCGUUAGUGAACAGUCAAGACUAUGGCAAGGACCAGUUGGCCACCAUCACCCUCAUCAAGAAACAUAAGGUCCUAGAACAGGAGCUAGCCCUCUAUGGGAGCUUUGUAGCCGAACUCGUCCAGACGGCACAAACCCUCACGAGCCCCGGGUCCCCUAAUGAGAUCCCCGUGCCUCCUGGAAGGCUACAAAACCAGCUUCAGGAGCUGAAGGAACUGGCAACCACAAGAGGCCAUCGGCUGGAGGAGGAGCUGAGGCUGCACGAGUUCAUCCAGGAGGCUGAGGAGCUACAGGGCUGGCUGGCCAGGCAGAAACAGGUGGCCAGUGGUGAGGACGACCCAGGAGAAGACUACACACGUGUGCUGCACCUCCGGGCCAAGUAUGAGCUGUUUCAGCACCAGGUGGAGACAGGUGGAAGGCAAGUGGCAUCCUGCCAACAGCUAGCAGAGACCCUGCUGGAGGGCCGGCACAGUGCCACCCCAGAGAUCCGCCAGAGGCAGCAGGAACUACAGUGCGCCUGGGCAGAGCUGUGGGGGCUGAUCCAAGCACAGGGCCAGUCACUCAGGGAUGCAGAGACAGUGCUCAAGAUUCACCAGGACCUCACCGAUGCCCUCGCCCACAUACAGGAGAAAGCCACAAGCCUUCCUGAUGCCGUGGCACAGGAUAGGCAUGGAGCCCAGGCUCAGCUCCGGCGGCAUGAGGAGCUAGAACACGAGCUCUCAGGCACUGAGCAGCAACUGCAGGAGCUAUUGGACGCAGCUGACAAGAUGCAGAAGCUGUGCUCAGGAGCUCAGGCGGAGGCCCUGCAGAGCCAGCAGGAAGCUGUGGUGCAGAGCUGGGAGUCGCUGAGGCUGCGGGUGGAAAGGAGCCGGGGAGAGUUGGAGAGGGCCUGCCUGCUCGCAGCCUUCCAUACCGUGGUGCAGGAGUAUUCAUCAUGGGCGACUGGAGUUCAGAGGGAGCUCCAGGCAAAGGAGAGCUCCCGGGAUGCCAGCAGCAGCCACUUGCAGCUUAAUGAGCACCAAGACGUCCGGGCCAAGCUGGAGGCCCGGGAGGAGGCGUACCAGCAGGCAGUGCAGCUAGGCCAGGGGCUGCUCCUAGAGGAGGGAGCCCCUACUGAGGAGAUCCAGGAGAGGCUAGGAGCCCUCCGGGAAGAGCGGCUGAAGGUGUUCCAGGCUUGGGAAGGGAAGCAGGAGCAGCUGAUGACCAUGCACUUUGGACAGCUCUUUAGCAGAGACUGCGACCACUUCAAUAAGAUCCUCACUGCCCAAGAGGUCUAUCUAAAAAGCAGUACCUUGGAAAGCUCCGUGGAGGGACUGGAGAGGCUGAUCCGGAAGCAUGAAGCUUUCCAGAAGAUACUGGCCGCCCAGGAUGAGAAGGAGGCAGCCCUGCAGGAGCAGGUGAAGCAUCUCAAGGGAGCCGAGGUGCAUGAAUUACUGAAUUUGGUGCGGGAGCGACGAAGGCGAGUGAAGGAGCAGGCCCAUACCCAUGGGGAAGCCCUUCAUACCUCCUUGUUGCUGGCGAGUUUCACCAGGGACGUGGCUGAGGCAGAAGACUGGAUCCGGGAGAGGGUUCAGCAGCUGGAGGAACCAAGCCCAUGGGGUUCUGGGGAGCUGAAGGACAAACUGAAGUGCUUACAGAAACACCAGGCCUUCGAGGCAGAGGUCCAGGCCCAUGAGGAGGUUAUAACCCAGGUCACCAAGAAGGGAGAAGCUCUCCUGGCCCAGGGCCAUCCUCAGGCCAGACAGAUUCUGGAGAAACAUCAGAGGCUUCUGGAUCACUGGUGCAAGCUGAGACAGGCCGUGGUCGCCAGGGGCAGGGGCCUGGAGGACAAACGGGAUUUCUUAGAGUUUCUACAGCGUGUGGACCAAGUAGAGGCCUGGAUCAGGGAGAAGGAAGUGAUGGUGAAUGUUGGAGACUUGGGCAGAGAUUAUGAACACUGUCUACAACUCAGCAGACGGCUGAGCGAAUUCCGAGGCGCUGCCUUAUGGGAGACGGUGGAUGAUACCCACAUUAAGGCCAUUAAUGCCAUGUCCUUUCAACUCAAGAGCCGAGACCCAGAAGAAGUCAAGAUCACCUGCCAGCGACGACAUCAACUCAAUGAAAGAUGGAAUAAUUUCCAUGGCAACCUCCUCCGAUACCAACGACAGCUAGAGGGUGCCCUGGAGAUGCAUGCAGUGGUCCAGGAGCUGGACAAUAUCAUGGAGAGGAUUGGAGAGAAGAGUGUCCUGCUGCAGGCCCCCGACUAUGGAAAGGACCUGGGGGAUGUAGAGAGGCUGCUGAGGAAACACGAAGAGCUGGAUCGGGAAAUCAGUGUCAUCCAGGCCCAGAUGAAGCCACUGGAGCAGGAGGUGAGUCGUUUGUGUCAGAGCAACCCCGGGGCAGCCCAGACCCUCGUCAACAAACAGCAGGAGUUGAACACCAGCUGGCAGAGGCUGUGGGCCCAGGCCAAGCAGAGGAGGGAGAAACUGGAUUCUUCCCACCAAGUACAGAAGUUAGACACCACGCUGCGAGAGCUGCUAGGCUGGGUGCAAGGACUGAAGACUAGGAUGGAGAUAGGAAGCCUUCCCAGCAGUCCUGCUGAGGCCAGACGUCUGAUGGAGGAGCACCAGGAGCUCAAGGCAGAGCUAUCAGCCAGGGCAGAGAGCAUCGACUUGAUUCGAAGCACUGGGAAACAGCUGCUCGGUGCCAGACACCCAGUGGCCCCAGAUGUUUGCCAGACCCUGGCCGGUUUUGAGCAAGAGCUAACCGGACUGGAGGAGAAUUGGCAGGAACAUCGACUCCGGCUGCAGCAGGCCUUGGAUUUGCAGAUGUUCCUGAGCUCCGUGGAGCAGAUUGAAAGUUGGCUCAACAACAAAGAAGCGUUCCUGGCAAAUGAAGAUCUGGGUAAUUCCUUAGCCUCUGUGGAGACCUUACAGUGGAAACAUGAACAGUUUGAGAAGGGGCUAGAGACCCAGCUGGAGAAGAUCAGUGCCAUGGAAAUCAUGGCACUCAACCUGAAUCAGAGCCAGCACCCGGAGGCCGAGUGUAUCACCAGCAAGUGCCAACUGGUGCUUUCAAGGAAGGAGAAGCUGCUGAAGAGAAUCCAGGCCCGACGGCACCAGCUAGAGGGAUUCCAGCAGCUACAGAGAUUCCUACAAGACUGCUGUGAGGUGUCCAUGUGGCUGAGUGAGAAGAACCUUGUGGCCUUAGAUGAAGGUUGGCGGGACCCCAGCACCCUGCAGGCCCAGCUGCAGAAGCAUCAGAGCUUUCAGGCCGAGCUGGAUGCCAAUGUUACCCAGCUUCAGAAAGUACAAACAGAAGGGGAGAAACUGCUGAAGGAGGGGCACCCUGCCCUGGAGACCAUUCAGGAGAGACUGCAAGAGAUAGGAGAUCUCUGGAGUCAGCUGCAGGCCAACUGCCUCCAGAAGGGAACCAAAUUACAGGAUGCUCAUAAGGCCGUGCAUUUCCAGAGGAAAGCCGAGGAGGUGGAAAGGUGGCUGGAGAAUGUAGAAGAAGAGCUUCGGGCUCCACUGGGUGGAGAGGACUUAGCAGGUGUGAAGGAGCUGCUGACCACCCAGGGGGAGCUGGAGGCAGCCAUGGAGGGCCAGGAGGGACCAGUGCAGGCACUGAUGGACCAGGCCCAUGCCUUUAGCUGUGAAGAUCACUUCCUAGCUGGGGAGAUGGGAGAACAGGCCCAGCGGCUGCUACAGAGGUACACAAAUCUGAGAGAGCCCCUCCGGGAGCGCCGGGGGACCCUGGAGUCCAAGAGCCUUCUGUACCAGUUCUUCCAGGACGCAGAGGAUGAGCUGGCUUGGGUUCAGGAGAAGCUGCCCUUGGCUACAGCCCAAGAAUAUGGACAGACCUUGAAUGCUAUUCAGCAACUCCAAGAAAAGCACCAGAACUUGGAAGAUGAGAUCAGCAGCCAUGAGGCUCUGGCCCAGGUGGUGCUGGACACAGGUCACAAGCUGGUUCAGGGGGGGCAUUUUGCUGCCAGUGAGGUGGCUGCCCGGCUCCAGCAGCUGAAAACCGCCAUGGGCAGACUUCAGGGGGAGGCAGAGCAGAGACGAUGGAGGCUUCAGCAAGUUUGUGAGGCCCGGCGGUUUCUAACAGAGCUCCUCGAGGCAGAAUCCUGGCUGUCAGAACGAGGCCAGCUCCUGGACCGUGAGGAGCUGGGGCAGAACGAGGAGACCACUGGGGCCAUGCUGCGGAGGCUAGAGGUCACAAGGAAGGAUCUGGAAGGAUUCUACACUCGGCUUGAAAAGCUGCAGGAGACAGGCACCCACCUGGAGGGCAGACCCAACCCAGACAGCCUUACAGCACUGACCCAUCUACAAACUCUGAGGGAGACCCACAAGGGGUUACUGCAGAAGGCCAAGAUCUGGGGGCGAUGCCUGCAAGAGCAGCAGGACCUUUUUCAGCUGGAGCGGGAGGCCCAGCUUCUGGAUACCUGGUUGUCAGGCAAGCAGGCCACAGCUGAGUCCCAAGACUACGGGCAGGACCUGGAGGAUGUCAAGGUGCUGGAAGAGAAGUUCCAUACUUUCCAAAAGGAAGUACAGACCUUGGGGCCAGCCAAGAUUCAGGGCUUUCUCGAGCUGGCUGGCAAGCUGGAGCAGGCAGCCCCCAGGUGCUACCCCAAGAUCCAGGCUCGAAGGAGCCGCAUCGAGGACUCCUGGGAACAGCUGAACAAGGCAAUGAGGACCCGCGCAGAGAACCUGGUGGCUGCCAGAGAGGUCCAUGGCUUUGAUCAGGCAGUGGCUGAGUUAUGGAGCUGGAUACAGGAAAAGGCCACUGUGCUGGGUCAAGGGGACUAUGGCCACAACCUGUCAUCUGUGCAGGCCCUUCAACGACACCAAAGGAACCUGGAGCGGGAGCUGGUAGCCAUGGAGAAGGAAGUGGGCCGGGUGCGGGCUGAAGCAGGCUGGCUGGGCCGGCUGUACCCGGCCGUUCAGGAAAGCCUGGCCGAGAGACUGGCAGAGGUGCAGGAGUCCUGGAGCGCGCUGGACAAAAAGGCCCAGAAUCGAAGCCAGUGGCUGCAACAAGCUGAACGUGGCCACGUCUUCCUAAGCCGCUGUAGAGAGCUGCUAGGGCUGACCCGAGAGAUGCAGAGGUUAGCGACGUUGGAAGAGCCGUUCGGGGACGUGACCAGGGCGGAGCGACAGUUGCUGCAGCACGAAGGGCUCGGGGAGGACAUUGAAGAACACCGGCUUCUGGUGCAGGCUGCUCAGCGAGAAGGAGAGCAGCUGGCAGGCAGCGGCCAUUUUAUGGCCCAAGAGGUGAAGGAAUGGCUCCAAGAACUGGAAGAGCAGCUGCAGGAAUUGCAGGAAAAGUGGGGACGUCGCCAUGGGCUGUACAAAGAGAACUUGGAGCUGCAGACGCUCCGGCAGGAGCUAGAAAAGGCUGACACUUGGCUGAGCUCGAAAGAGGGCCUUCUCCUGGACCCCAACCUGGGGAACUCGGUGUCGGAUGUAGAAGAGCUACUCAGAAAGCACCAGGACCUCGAGAAGAUAUUGGCCUCUCAGGAAGAGAAGUUUGACCGCUGCAGAGGAAGACUGAGGCAUGAGGCCAAGGGGUGGAAAGGAGAGAACCAGGACCCAAGGCAGAAUAGAGAUGCUCUAGUUACAAGUAAAGAUGGGAACCACAGAGAACCAGGGGUUCUUUGGAGGACUGGGUUUGGGAGAAGACUAUUUCAGCUCAGAGCCCACAACCCAGGUCAAUGGCCUGGUCUUACCCUGGUCUCUAUGCUGGGCCCACAGAUUGACCAGAAGCUUCUGGAGCAGAUAGAAACAGAAGGCUUAAGGUCCAAGACCAUGGAAAAGAGAAGUAGACGAGUCCCAUCCCUCCAGAAGAGGCCCCCAGAAGGCCUGGGGUCAGGAACAAAACUGGCUGACAGGACAAACCUACAGAAGAGGAUCGCCUUCCAGCCUUGGACUCCUUCCACCACCAUCUUCUCCCCAUUGCAAACAGUCAAGCAGAACAUCCCCCUGCAACACUGGGAGUCAAGUGGGGAACAACCCUUGGGGACAAGGGACACCAAUCCUGCUUCCUUCCUAUCCCCUGGAACCAUAUUAGGUCCAAAGGAUCCCCCUACCCUGGAGGGGUUAAAAAAUCUGAAGGAAAAACAAGAGUUUCUACCUUCAGGGAGGCAGCUGGCUGGGAGUCCCUGGAAGAAGUACGAUGGGGCGUUACAGUGGGACCUCUUGAGGCUGAACCCAGACAAGAGAAAAAUACCUGAGGAUGUCGCUUCCCCAGCCCCCCACAACCUCGCAGGAGCCCAGUGCAGAAAGCUGAGUGGCUGCCUUGAACGGGAGGCCACUUUCUACCGGAGUAACAGCUCUGAAAUCCUGCGCCCAACAUCACCAGAAGGACAGACUCGUCUCUCUUGGCAAGUCCCAAGCAGCGGUGCCGCACUUCCUGAGGCCCAAAGAUUAAGCCUAGAACCCAGAGCCAGACCUCUCAGCUCCUUGAGUGGGAACCCUGCUGAGAAACUGCCUAACAAGAUCAUCCUACCCAGAUGGACACCUUCCUUUAAGCUCCAGAGGAAGACUGGACCUUUGGAGAGAACUACACAAGGCUUCAUGCGGCCUCCAGCUCCUGGCCACGUCACUGGACCUGGGACUGCGGAUGAGACAGCGAGGGCUCCCAACCUCAGCACGGAGGAAAAGGAGAAGCUCUAGAAAGACAUUCGGGAGAAACUGUGGUUCAGAAGGAAUGGACACCAGGAAGGAGAACAUCCUGAUGUGCAAUGCUGCCCCACUGACCUUUACGUGAAAUCUGUUCUUUUGAGUGAGGCACAUCCUUGCUUUGCAAUAUCCCAGUCAUGAACCACAUCCCCCCGUAAGACUUAAUGAUCCCUUGUGUUAGGCUCUUAAGUUCGUGACACAUACUUCAUGCAUGUGCAUGACAUCUGCCCCGCUUCCUCAUUAUUGUUUCCUGUGAAUUCUGCUCUCCAGAGUAGAGGCCUGCACCCUAGCCCUGAAGUUUUUUUUCAAAACUUUAAGAAACCAAGAAAAAACAAAACUUUAAGAAAUCCCAACAUAUAUCUUCUUUAAUCCUCACAAGGUUCUGUGGCUCAGAUUGCAAAUGGCUUAACAGGAUAGAGCAGAGCAGGGGUGAGGACAGUGACAAGGCUAUUUCCUACUGAAAUUAAGCUGCUUCUGUUGUCUUUUUGGUUUAACCAGUCCAUGGUGGUGCUGUCUGUAGGCCUCAUGGUUAAGGCAGUGUGGUACAAUUGAAAGAGUCUUGGAGCCUAAGCACCUGGAUUUAAAUCCUGUCUCUGAUGCUUACUA